UGACCAUGAGGGCCUUCUGCAAUGUCGUGGGGCUGCUCCUGUCCUUCCAGGCAGCCCUGGGGGUGAGCGAGCUGAGGUGGUGCACCAUCUCUGACCCGGAGCAGGAGAAGUGUGUGGCCAUGGCAGCGGCCUUCAGGGAGGCCACCAUCCAGCCGCCCCUCAGCUGCGUCCUGGGGACCUCAGCUGAUCACUGCAUCUACCUCAUCAAGACCAACGAGGCAGAUGCCAUCACACUAGACGGGGGAGCCAUUUAUGAGGCUGGGAAGUACCAUAACCUGAAGCCCGUGGUGGGUGAAAUGUAUGAUCAAGAGGCUGGCACUUCCUACUACGCCGUGGCUGUGGUCAGAAGGAACUCCUCUCUGAACAUUGACAACUUGCAAGGGGUGAGAUCCUGCCACACGGGUAUCAACCGUACCGUAGGCUGGAACGUGCCCGUGGGCUACCUGGUGGAGAGCGGCCGCCUCUCGGUGAUGGCCUGCGACGUACUGAAAGCGGUCAGCAGCUACUUUGGGGGCAGCUGUGUCCCGGGAGCCGAGACCAGUUAUGCGGACUCCCUUUGCAGGCUCUGCAGGGGCGACGCUGCCGGGGAGGGAAGGUGUACCAAGAGCCCUCUGGAGAGGUACUAUGAUUACAGUGGAGCCUUCAGGUGCCUGGCAGAUGGAGCAGGAGAUGUGGCGUUUGUGAAGCACAGCACAGUUCUGGAGAACACAGAUGGGAAAACCCUGAGCUCAUGGGGAAGGCCACUGCUGUCCCGUGACUUUCAGCUGCUGUGCAGGGAUGGCAGCCAGGCAGAAGUCACCCAGUGGAGGCACUGCCACUUGGCCCGGGUGCCUGCACACGCUGUGGUUGUCAGGGCCGACAUGGAUGGGGCCCUCAUCUUCCAGAUGCUGAACGAGGGCCAGAUGAAGUUCAACCAGGAAGGAGCCAGCUUCCAGAUGUUUGACUCAGAGACCUUCCAGCAGAAAAACCUCUUGUUCAAGGACUCCACCAUAGAGCUGGUGCCCAUUGCCACACAGACCUAUGAAGCCUGGCUGGGCAAUGAGUACCUCCAUGCCAUGAUGGGCCUGUUCUGCGACCCCAACAGGCUCCCUAGCUACCUCCGAUGGUGUGUGCUUUCCACGCUGGAGAUCCAGAAGUGUGGGGACAUGGCUGUAGCCUUCAGCCGGAAGCAGCUGAAACCUGAAGUCCAGUGCAUCUCAGGCGAGUCAGCCAGACACUGCAUGGAGCAGAUCAAGGCCAAGGAAGCCGAUGUCAUCACUCUGAGUGGAGAUGAUAUUUACACAGCCGGGCAGACCUAUGGCCUCGUGCCAGCUGCGGGAGAGAGCUACCAGGCAGAUAACACGAAGGACACGUACUAUGCUGUGGCCGUGGUCAAGAGGAACAGCUCCUACGCCUUCACCAUCGAUGAGCUCAAGGGCAAGCGCUCCUGUCACUCUGGCUACGGCAUCGCGUCCGGCUGGGACAUCCCUGUUGGGGUCCUGGUACAGAGAGGCUUCAUCCAGCCCAAGGGCUGUGACGUCCUCCAAGCUGUGAGUGAAUUCUUCUUGGCCAGCUGUGUGCCCAUGAACAACAUCAAAGACUACCCACCCCAGCUCUGUGAGCUGUGCAUCGGGGAUGACCACGGCCUGAACAAAUGUCAUGGGAACAGCCAGGAGCGUUACUAUGGCUACAGUGGGGCCUUCAGGUGCCUGGCUGAGGGUGCUGGAGACGUGGCCUUCGUUAAGCACUCCACCGUCUUUGACAACACCAAUGGCCACAACACCGAGGACUGGGCAGUUGGCCUGAGGUCUGAAGACUAUGAACUGCUGUGUCCCAAUGGCGCCCGGGCUGAGGUUACCCAGUUUGAGGCCUGCAACCUGGCCCAGGUGCCGGCUCAUGCUGUCAUGGUACAUCCAGACACCAACAUCUUUGCUGUGUACGGGCUGCUGGAUAAAGCACAGGACUUGUUUGGGAAUGACAGCAACAAGAAUGGGUUCAAAAUGUUUGACUCCUCGGAUUACCAUGGCCAAGACCUGCUGUUCAAAGACUCCACUGUCCGAGUGGUGCCCGUGCAGGAGAAGACCUCGUACACAUCUUGGCUGGGCCAGAACUAUGUGGCUUCCCUGCAGGGGCUUCAGUCACUGCAGUGCUCAGGAGCAGUGACUGCUACCCCAGCCCUGCUGCUGCUCCUGCUGCUCUUCCUCGGCUCCCUCCUGAGCCCUGACCUGUGACCUCUCCCCCGGCCCUUCCUCAAGAUGAAAGGAGGCUCAGACCCUCAAAUACACAAGGCCGCUCUUCCUAAUAAAUCCAGUUAACGUUGAUCUGGGAGCAAUCAGAGAACAAUCAUGCCCCAUCACCCCUCUGCUGAGACCUAGGAGCCCAGUCACCACAGAGGGCUUGGGCAAGUAGUUUUAAAACAAGAAUAAAACUUAGUGUUAGCCAUACCUCCUUCCCACAAUUUGAAUUAGAAUGGAAAAGGCCUAGCUGAUGGAAGUGCUGAGAGGUCGGUCCUGCCCAGGGGAAUCGCUCCUGGAGAGCUCAGCCCUCCACUCCAUGUAUCUGCACUCGAGGUGGUUCUUCUGGGAGCAGCCCAGCUGCAACUCCUGGUCUGAUGGAGGGGGGAAGAGAGGUGGGCCAGCACCCAUGAUGAGCCUAGGUUGUCUGGAAUCCAGAAUCCUGCCCAUGUCUAGGGGUGCAGCCUCACAGCACCCUCUCUGCAGACCUCCUCUGGACUGAGAACUGGGGGUGGCCCAGAGCCUGAAGAUGAGGGGGGAGGAGUCCAUAUCCUGCUUUUCAAGGCUUGGGUCUUUCCUCCUUCCUUCCCUCCAUCUUUUCUGCCAGCUUUCACCCCUGUAUCACCUUCCCAUGCCUGGCCCAUGGAAGCCCUCACUCUGGCUUUGGGGCUCCAACGCUGCCCCUGAGUGUUUGCUGCUCCAUUUCAUCUGCAACCCCCACUCUGGGCCCCCAUGGCUGCCCCAACCCAUCACCUGGCCCAGGUGCAAGAUAACUGUCGGCUGCCCCUCUCACUGCCACAUGGCUUUCCUUCCCUUGCCCCCUUGCCUGAUGCACAUCAGUGAGCAUGUCUGCCAUGGUCUUUGGGCAUCUGGCUAAGGAGCAGGGCAGCCCAGAGCAUGUGGUUGGUGCAGGAGCAGAGCUAACAUCCCCACAGAUGCCACUAUCUCAAGCCUGAGGGGCAUCAGUCAACACAGCCCUGAACGAUGGGGCAGGAUUUUUUCACUGAAGCACCAGGGAAUUGGUGGCACUCCCCCACCCUGCAGAACUCCUCCAAGUGGCCUUUUCAUGGAUUGAGGGAGUGGUCAGAGGUGCACACCCAAGGGGCAAUAGCCACUCUUUGCUCUUGCGUCAUGCCCCUGGCCAUGCAGGCCCAGUUGCUCUAACCAAGCACUGAAAUGAAGCUUGGUCUUCUGGCAGUGGUGGAUGACUGGGACCAGAGGAGGUGGGAUGGAGGCAGACUAGGGCUCUCUGAUCCCACAGCUGAGACAGUGGAAAUGUCCUCCAGCCUUCCUCCAGAGCAGCCACAAGAAGCCCCAGGCCUCGUCACAGUCCUCCGCUGCUCCCAACAGUCAGAGGGUUGCACCACCUCCAUCUUAGGCUGCCCACAAGCCACCUUCUUUCUUGUCCAUGGCCCCCUUCCUGCUUAGCGCAGAGCCCAUCUGGGUCCUGCUCCCCUCUCCUGGAUUGGAAAUUUGAUGAAGGUUCUGAAAGAGGCAGGUGUGUGUCUGUGCAGCUUUUGGCUCUCGGGGCCUGAACCCACACUGGCCUUGGCUACAGCUUCAUGUCACCAUGAGGAAUCUGACAAGGCCAAUGAGACCACGUGCCUUAAGUGUACCAAGUGUAAAUGGUACUUGGAGGUGGGUUA
Messenger RNA from Phascolarctos cinereus (koala), 3859 nucleotides. RefSeq names its product melanotransferrin (gene MELTF). Gene Ontology annotation, cellular component: recycling endosome; early endosome; plasma membrane. Gene Ontology annotation, biological process: iron ion transport. The record is from RefSeq and is a predicted model, not a curated record. Lineage: Eukaryota; Metazoa; Chordata; Mammalia; Diprotodontia; Phascolarctidae.